Sorghum bicolor (sorghum) is the source of this 2064-nucleotide messenger RNA. RefSeq names its product cytochrome P450 714B1. Gene Ontology annotation, molecular function: iron ion binding; heme binding; oxidoreductase activity, acting on paired donors, with incorporation or reduction of molecular oxygen. Lineage: Eukaryota; Viridiplantae; Streptophyta; Magnoliopsida; Poales; Poaceae. The record is from RefSeq and is a predicted model, not a curated record. The coding region runs from base 81 to 1667 and encodes 528 amino acids. The transcript is spliced from 3 exons.
CGGUGUCUGCCAACCCUGCAACCCAACACCGCCCCAACGCAUACACAACCAGCCGGCCAGAGGGCCAAGUUACGAGCGAGAUGGAGAUGGAAGCGGUGGUGGUGGCGGCGGCCGCCCUGUGCGGCGCGCUGGCGCUCUACCUGUACCACGCGCUGUGGGUGGCGCCCGAGCGGGUGCGCGCCGCGCUGCGGGCGCAGGGCGUCGCGGGGCCGCGCCCCUCCUUCCCCUACGGCAACCGCGCCGACAUGAGGCGGGCGGCCGCGGCCGCGGCCGCGGUGGCGCCAGCAGCAGGGACGACGCAGCGCGGCGGCAUCGUGCACGACUACCGGCAGGCGCUGUUCCCGCACUACGAGAGGUGGAGGAAGGAGUACGGCCCGAUCUUCACCUACUCGAUCGGGAGCAUGGUGUUCCUGCACGCCAGCCGGGCGGACGUGGUCCGGGACCUCGGCCGCUGCGGGACGUCGCUGGACCUCGGCAAGAGCUCCUACAUGAAGGUCACGCACCGGCCGCUCUUCGGUGACGGCAUCCUCAAGUCCAGCGGCGAGGCCUGGGCGCACCAGCGGAGUCUCAUCGCGCCCGAGUUCUGCCCCAACAAGGUCAAGGGCAUGGUGGACCUCAUGGUCGGCUCGGCCACGGCGCUGGUGGCGUCGUGGGAGGACAGGAUCAGCAGCGGUGGCGGUGGCGGUGGCGCGGAGCUCGAGCUCAAGAUCGACGACGACAUCAGGGCCUACUCCGCCGACGUCAUCUCCAGGACGUGCUUCGGCAGCAGCUACGUCAAGGGCAAGCGGAUCUUCGCGGCGAUCAGGGAGCUGCAGAAGGCGGUGUCCAAGCCCAACCUGCUGGCGGAGAUGACAGGACUCAGCUUCCUCCCGACGAGGACCAACACAGAGGCGUGGAGGCUCAACAGGGUCGUGCGGGACCUGGUCCUGGACGUCGUCAGGGAGAGCGGGGGCGACGACAGGAACCUGCUCAACGCGAUGCUCCGCAGCGCCGCGGCGGAGUCCGGCGGCGGCGGCCGCGUGGCGGCGGUGGAGGAGUUCGUCGUGGACAACUGCAAGAACAUCUACUUCGCCGGGUACGAGACCACGGCGGUGACCGCCGCCUGGUGCACGAUGCUCCUGGCGCUGCACCCGGAGUGGCAGGACCGGGUGCGCGACGAGGCGCGGCAGGCGUGCGCGGCCGGCGCCGCGCCGGACUUCGCAUCCCUGCACAAGAUGAAGAAGCUGACGAUGGUGAUCCAGGAGACGCUGCGGCUGUACCCGGCCGGCUCGGUGGUGUCGAGGCAGGCGCUCCGCGACGUCACCCUCGGCGGCGUGCGCGUGCCGGCCGGCGUCAACAUCUACGUGCCGGUCUCGACGGUGCACCUGGACCCGGAGCUGUGGGGCGCCGACGCGGGGGAGUUCGACCCGGGGCGGUUCGCGGACGACGCGCACCACCAGCGGCAGCCGCACGCGUACCUCCCCUUCGGCGCCGGCGCGCGCAUCUGCCUCGGCCAGGCCUUCGCCAUGGCCGAGCUCAAGGUCCUGCUGGCGCUCGUGCUGUCCAGGUUCCACAUCAGCCUGUCGCCGGCCUACGUGCACUCGCCGGCGCUCAGGCUCAUCGUGGAGCCCGAGCACGGCGUGCGGCUCGUGCUCAGGAACGUGGAGCCCAGCCCAGGUGCUAGCUAGAUGGGCCUGGGCCUGGGCCUCGUUAGUUUCUUCCACGCUGGGCCUCCUCACUGAAACGGAAGUUCGGCCCAGUCGCUAAUAAUCUGCUGGGUGGUCACGGCGAUUGCAUUGUACAGAUUGGACAGCAACAGGGUAGAUGUAGAGGAUAUUCAAGGUGGUGUCUGUUUCUGUCAUUCAGAUUGUGUUUUUUUAAAAUACACUCAACGUGGCGCACGCACGCAUAUGCCCUUGCUGCGGUUUGCGAUUUGCAAGCAUCAGCUAAGCAAGGCACUUCCAUGGUACUACUAGCAUACCAUAUUAUGGCUUCUCUGGAUCAGCACUUUCUGUCUGCUUAAAGUACCUGUAAUCAGGGGAUGAUAAGAAUAAAUGUUGCAGCUGAGAGCCAAGAUUAGGUGAA